Molecule: messenger RNA, 375 nt
Organism: Ylistrum balloti
Lineage: Eukaryota; Metazoa; Mollusca; Bivalvia; Pectinida; Pectinidae
Exons: 3
Coding region: 1-375 (124 amino acids)
Molecular function (GO): calcium ion binding
Source: RefSeq, a predicted model, not a curated record
AUGAAGUCGAUUGGACUAUGGUUGCUGUUGGCAGUAGUGUUGUUGGUGAUAGCUACUGAAGUUGACGCAAGGAAAGGGAAAAAACCCAAAAAUAUUAAGAUUAAAAUUGUUAUUAAAUACAAGAAGAAACCACGUGGACGGCGCUCUAUUGAAGAUACAUUGUCACUUCCAUGUGACGUCAGGGAGUAUGACAAAGACCAGGACGGAAUCAUCGGCAAAAAUGAAUGGGAGUCUUUCAUAUCAGAGUAUAACCCGACGUUAAACUCUGCUGAAUAUAUGGAUCUUGUCAUUCAGCAGCUCGAUGCAAAUAGAGACCGAGUUCUGCAAAUCGAAGAGUUUGUUUCAGAUACUGAAUACAAGAAGGAUUGUUUGUAA